AUGGUGUAUGAGUGCCCAGCUGGUGGGAAGGAGAGCUCUUGUUGCAAGGAAGCCACGGCACCGAGCAUCUGGCUACUCGACACAUUUCGUUGCUGGGCUUCUUUCGGUGGGAGGGGAGACGUCUAUGCCAGCGGGCCUCUCAGAAGCUGGUGCUGCUUGACGCAUUUCGAGACAUGCUUCGGGGCGGGCUUCCCACCUGAACGUUGCUGCGUGAGACCACCAGAAGUGAGCGUCGCAAAUGCCUUGGGCAGAGGCCAAACGUGGGGUUCGCUGGGGAAGGAGUACCACGCGCGCUGCAGGGGCGAGGCGCAGCAUCCUGCGGGGGUCCAUUGUGUCCCUUCGUGGUUCGCGGGAAACUCGCGGACGCUGCUGGGCCACAUCCUGUAUUGUGGUCCCAAGGUGACUUCGUUUGCCUUUCACCUGCUGAUGAUGGUCGGGAUGAACUAUGCACUGUCACUGCAUGAUCCUUCAAGCAGCCUCCUCGGUGACAGCGACCUCUUGGCAAGCUGCUUCCGUUUCUACGACGAACGCCUGCGUGCAAACAGAUUCCAUGCGCUGGAGAUUGGUGCUGUUUUGCUUUCUCCAACAAUCAGCGACUUCCGCAUUUUAGAGGAAGGUCUGGGACUAGACUAUGUGACGCGGUUUGUGUACACCGACGCGCGUGCCAAGGUUGUGGGCUUGCCUACCUCAUCAAACGGGACUUGGGCAUGGCCCAUUCUGCAGCUUCGAAAUGCAUACUGGAAGCUGUCCGCGGUCCGCUAUCCUUUCGCCUACCGUUCAUGGGCCGAGCCACAUUUCGGUGACAUGUCGCACUGCUUCGGUGGCGACACCACGAGCGGGACCAGGGUCUACAACUCCUCUGUGCUGCGGAGGAGCUAUGACAUUGAGGCGGCAAGGUUCCACCCGGACGCUUCCGUGCAGACGAAGUGCAUCACACCUGGCACUAUGGCCGAAGCCAUCUCUGCUAAUUCUGCUGGCAUGGUGGUCCCGUACUGCAUCCGGCUGGCCUUGAAGCAUGCCAUGCAGAAGUUGAAGGGAGUUUGGGAGGUCGUCGCCGGCCCGGGCGCGAAGUUAUUGCCGGUGUUUGGAAGCUCUUUGAGCGUUCUCCGGCUUGGCAGUGCCAACGGCGAGGUGAUGCCUUGGGAUUACGACGCUGACUUGGUCCUCAUCCAGGAAGGUUUGGACGUGUACAAGUUGCAACAUCAACUGGAAGCGAAUGGUUUUACGGUGAGGCAUGGGGAUGUUGCGACCCCGUAUGCCGGAGCGGGUGGUUCCGAACUCCACCUGCAGACCGAGUAUCUCGAUCCAGAGCUAAAUGCCACCGCAGAGGUCGACCUUUGGAUUGAGCUCGACGGCAACUCUGGUACAAGCGAAGUGCUACGCAGAUCCCAUCUUCAGUUAAACACGUUACCCGUCACGGUGGAUAGCGACGUGCUCCACUGGACUCGCUUCCGUGGUGCCACCGCCCCACGCAUCAUGCUGCCUCCAGAGGAAAUGCAUGGGAUCAAGCCAGUUGAGGGUUUCCAGUGCCCAGACCACAGUGCGUGCAUACCGACUGGUGGCUUCGCUGAUGGUUUCCUGGAGGGUGCUAUGCCGGAUUCUUUCGCCAAGCUUGACGCAUGGGACUGA
Messenger RNA from Symbiodinium natans, 1629 nucleotides. The record is from the annotation of a GenBank genome assembly. NCBI's taxonomy places the organism in Eukaryota, Dinophyceae, Suessiales, Symbiodiniaceae.